GCACAGCAUUUAGUGGAGAUUACAAUGAAUAUUUUGGCCUACAUGUGGAUGAAGAUGCUUUAUGUUAUCUAAUGCUGGCCAACCAUAUGAUUAACUUCUUGCAUCCGGAAUGCAUAACCAUAGCAGAGGAUGUUUCUGGAAUGCCAGCUCUUUGUCGUCCUGUUGCAGAGGGAGGAGGGGGUUUCGAUUAUCGACUAGCCAUGGCUAUUCCAGAUAAAUGGAUACAGAUAAUUAAGGAGCUGAAGGAUGAAGACUGGAAUAUGGGCAAUAUUGUGCAUACAUUAACAAACAGACGAUAUGAAGAAAAAUACAUUGCAUAUGCAGAGAGUCAUGACCAGGCGCUUGUUGGUGAUAAGACAUUGGCGUUUCGACUGAUGGACGCAGAAAUGUAUACAAACAUGAGUGUGCUCUCACCUCUUACUCCAGUUAUUGAUCGUGGAAUACAGCUUCAUAAAAUGAUUCGUCUCAUUACUCAUGCACUUGGAGGAGAGAGCUAUCUGAACUUCAUGGACCAUGACCUAAAAAAUCGCCUCGCAAGAGCAAAUGCUCUUUACGCUAGCUUCCGUCAGUCAACUGCUUUUGAUAAACAACCUUCAAGUGCUCAGUUUGUAAAGACGGUGGAUUAG
Cariama cristata (Red-legged seriema) is the source of this 626-nucleotide messenger RNA. Its product is annotated as 1,4-alpha-glucan-branching enzyme-like. The annotation marks the transcript as partial. The transcript has 5 exons. Gene Ontology annotation, molecular function: 1,4-alpha-glucan branching enzyme activity. The record is from RefSeq and is a predicted model, not a curated record. Gene Ontology annotation, cellular component: cytoplasm. Gene Ontology annotation, biological process: glycogen biosynthetic process. NCBI's taxonomy places the organism in Eukaryota, Metazoa, Chordata, Aves, Cariamiformes, Cariamidae.